Sturnus vulgaris (Common starling) is the source of this 1422-nucleotide messenger RNA. NCBI's taxonomy places the organism in Eukaryota, Metazoa, Chordata, Aves, Passeriformes, Sturnidae. The record is from RefSeq and is a predicted model, not a curated record.
AUGCCACCUGCUCUCAUCCUCAUCCGGGUUUCAUGGCUUAAUUCCCUUUUUUUUCUUUUUUUUUUUUUGCCCUUCCAGACCCAGCCAGUGCCCAACCCCUUGUCGUACUUCAUGCACCGCUCGCCGUGGUGGUUCCACCGCUUCGAGACCUUGGUCAAUCACUUCGUGGAGCUGCUGGUGCCUUUCUUCCUGCUGCUGGGCAGGAGGAUGAGCAUCCUGCACGGGCUCCUGCAGAUCCUCUUCCAGGUGCUCCUGAUCAUCAGUGGGAACCUGAGUUUCCUCAACUGGCUCACCAUGGUGCCCAGCCUGGCCUGCUUUGACGAUGCCAGCCUGGGGCUCCUCUUCAGCUCCCGGCUCCGGGAACGCGCGGCGCGGCUGCAGCGCCCAGGGGAGCAGGGACACAGGAUUUCCCUGGGCUCCUGUGUCCGCAGGCUGCUGAACGUGUCCCUGGGGCUCCUCAUCACCUACCUCAGCAUCCCCGUGAUCCUGAACCUGCUCAGCUCCACACAGGUCAUGAACUCCUCCUUCAACCCCCUCAGGAUCGUCAACACCUACGGAGCCUUUGGCAGCAUCACCAAGGAGAGGACAGAAGUGAUCCUGCAGGGAACAUCCAGCCUGGAUCCCAAUGAUCCCACAGCAGUCUGGGAGGAGUUUGAGUUCAAGUGCAAGCCUGGGGAUUUGAGGAGGAGGCCGUGCUUCAUCUCCCCCUACCACUAUCGCCUCGACUGGCUCAUGUGGUUUGCUGCCUUCCAGACCUACGAGCAGAAUGAAUGGAUCAUUCACCUGGCUGGGAAACUGCUGGCCCAGGAAGAGGAGACCUUGUCCCUGCUGGCCACAAACCCCUUUGCAGGCAGAGACCCUCCAAGGUGGAUCAGAGGGGAACACUUCAGGUACAAGUUCAGCCAGCCCUGGGGGAAGCACGCCAGCGAUGGGAAGUGGUGGAUCCGGAAAAGGAUCGGCCCCUAUUUCCCCCCUGUCAGCCUGCAGGGCCUCAGGAAGUUCUUUGAGGACAGGAAUUGGCCUUAUCCCGUGAAGGAUUGAUGGAAAAGCAUGGCCAGGACAAGAGGGACCAGCUGGGAAGAGGGAGAACAGGCAGCUCCCUUCCAAAAAAAUUCCAAAAAAUGUUGGAAUCUUCCAAAAGGAGAUUCCAAAAAUCUCCUGCCUCUCUGUUUUUUAUCCAUAUCCUUGUUCACGUUGAUUUUCCAGAAGAUUCCCAGCCAAUUCACCCACUUGCUUUGUGAGCUGCUUUUUCUCACCUCACUCAUUGAUUUCUUUUGCCAGGCUGCUCCAUUCAGGAAUUCCUCUGGAAUUGGGGAAAAAAAAGGCAAUCAAAUAACCAUGAUUGGUUCGGGGGGAGAUGUUGGUGUUGCCAAAAGCAUCCAAAUGAGGGUUUGAAACAAAAACGGGGGAAAACAAACCAGG